CAAACAAGGCCAAAGCACAAAGUGGAAUAGGUACUAAUCGAAUAUGUGUAACGUUUUACAUUUGCAAGUUUUAUGUUUUUUUCGUCGUGGGAUAAUAUUAAGACAUCAAUUGUUACUUUUCUGCAUGUGAUUUUGAACAUUUUGAAGACUUUACAUUGUUUCAGCGAUGGUCUGUAGCAUUGGCGGCAGGAGCCGGUUAAGGACAUUUUUAUUUGUAGUUUUGAGUAGUGUGGUGGCUUUAAGCAUUCUGCAAUACGUGAUUAACAAGAAUGCAAGAACUGUUUUGAAAACAUUGGACCUGACCCAGAACAGGUCCAUGUCUCAAUGGAGAUCUACAACAACGACCAGAAAUCUAGACAAAUGCUCAGAAAUGCCAAAGAAUGCAGCCAAGGCUAUCAAUAUAAGUACUGAACUGGAAAAUCUAAAUAUUACUGAGGAUGGCAACAGUAAUCUAAAACCUGGUGGACGGUACUGGCCUAUAACCUGUGUAGCUAGACAUCGUGUAGCUGUCAUUGUUCCGUACAGAGAUAGAGAAACGCAUCUGAAAAUAUUUCUGAAUCAUAUGCAUCCAUUUCUACAGCGGCAACAAUUAGACUAUGGAAUUUUUGUCGUGGAAUCGAUACCCGACGUCAAAUUCAACAGGGCUUUGCUUCUGAAUAUUGGGUUCGUAGAAGCAAGCAAACUUUAUGAAUACGACUGUUUUGUAUUCCAUGACGUGGAUCUUUUACCUGAAAAUGACGAAAUCAGCUACAACUGUGACCAAAGUCCGACGCAUCUUUCGUCGGCAAUUGACGUCAAGAAAUAUAAACUACCAUAUCAUUCCUACUUUGGAGGUGUGUGUGCUUUUUCAAAAGAACAUUUCAAGAAAAUCAAUGGCUUUUCUAAUAUUUAUUUUGGCUGGGGCGGUGAAGACGACGACAUUCAUGAAAGAAUAAAGUACAGCCAUUUGAAACUCACUCGUCUUUCAUCAAAGCUUGGCAGAUACAAAAUGUUGAAACACGAACAUGCGAACCAAAAUCCAGACAAAAUACUUCUUUUCAAGACAAUGAAAACAAGACAUUCUUCUGAUGGACUAAACAGCUUGAAAUAUGACGUGAUCAAACAAGACUACAGGCGUCUGUACACCUGGAUUCUAGUCAGUAUCAAUGAGACGGAAAUAAUUGAAAGUGAGCCGAUUCAUAAGCAGGCCUUCAACUCAGAAAUUGUGAACACGAAAAGUAAUUAUACUUUAAAACGAAAGAACAAAAAGUCAUACCUAUAAUCUGGCUUUUAUACAAAGAAUCUUCGCCGAGAUGUCCAGUCAGUACACGUGCCUUUGGGAGGGAAUGGUCAGGCAUUUUAUUGAUGUUUCAGAUAUGUGUUUUAUACAUCUCAAUCUUGUUACAAAUGAUAUUACUAUGACCCUGUUAAGAAGCAACAUGGCUUCAUUUUAAAGUUUGUAUUAAACCAAAUACUCUACAAAACAUCUUAAUUUUCCAAGUACAUUGCAAAGUCUAAUGAACACCGGUAAACCCUAUUCAAAUACAUAUGUAGUAUGCAGUAUUGUGGUAAACCCGAGUUUUGGCUAAGAAAUGUUUUGCUUUUUGUGAACAUUUUUAUGAAUUUACUGAUUUGCACUGAUUUAAGGACAUUGGCUCAGUGAGCAUCUUAUUACGCAAUACAACUGUUGUCGAAGUUUCAAGUUAAUUUAAGUGAUACUAUAAGGAACAAAAACGUAUUACAGAUUUUCCCCGACUCGGAUUGCAAUUGCUUUAAAGUCAAAUACCUGCUCCUAAUGCACAUUUAUAUAUUUUGCCAUGAUAUUUCUAUCUUCAAUAUGUUAUGAAUAUGUGUCUUAACAUUUAUGCAAAGUUUUGGACAUAAUGUUUUGUAGUUUUAGAAAAAUCUUGAAAAUGCCUUCUGUUUACAUUUUUCCUAGUUGAUUUCUUGUGUGGCUAGAGCUGACCAAUGAAAAUAAUUUAUCAAAAAUAUUUAUUUAGAAACAUUUUUCAGGACUGAAAUUUUACUGUUAGGUCAAGGAUGUUAGUUUUUUUUAAUAAGAUUGAAUUUUGUAGAUCUUUUAGAAGCUUUGUUCUCUUGUAAUCCUUAAAAUUUGCCCUAAGAUGUGAAGACCAAAUUUUUUGUGGGCAUAUUGGGAAUAUUGGAGAAAAACUGUGUCAUUUCUAUGUUAUUUUUUUUCACACUUGAUUUAAUUACGUUUAAAUCAUUAUUUGUAAUUUGAAAUAUACUGAUAAGGUGUUCUUUUGCCUUUAGAUUGAUUUUGAUGACAUUCAUUCUAUUUCUUGCCUUUGAUGAGAAAAGUUUUGCAUGUUUUGGAAAACGUCAUUGACCAAUCAGAUUACAGCAUUUUUUGUGCUUGUCUAUAAAUAUGGGCAUAUCAGUUAUUUCUUUGCUCUUCUACUUAACAUUUCUUUUUUGAUUGGAAAUCAUAUAGAACAUUUAGAGCCAAUGUUAGGAGCUUUGUGCUUUAUUUUUAUAGGAGAAUAAAUUAGAACUUUUGAGUGUUUGUCAUAAUUCUAGUAUUCACAGAAUAUUCUGGAAUUUACGUGAAUUUUAUUUGGAAGAGUCAUAUGCAGAUUUUGGAAUUUCUGACAAAAAUUGACACAUAUUUUCAAGUGAAGGAAAUUGCAGAAUUUGUUUAUUUUAAUUGAAGAAAUUUAUCCAUAGACAUAUUAGACAUUUGUAGUUAUGAAUGCGUGUUUAUUGUGUGAACUUUAGAUUUUAAUAAAUUCAUAAAACCGGA
Molecule: messenger RNA, 2743 nt
Organism: Mercenaria mercenaria
Lineage: Eukaryota; Metazoa; Mollusca; Bivalvia; Venerida; Veneridae
Product: beta-1,4-N-acetylgalactosaminyltransferase bre-4-like
Exons: 6
Coding region: 167-1261 (364 amino acids)
Biological process (GO): glycosphingolipid biosynthetic process; carbohydrate metabolic process
Molecular function (GO): N-acetyl-beta-glucosaminyl-derivative 4-beta-N-acetylgalactosaminyltransferase activity
Source: RefSeq, a predicted model, not a curated record